Molecule: messenger RNA, 1627 nt
Organism: Carcharodon carcharias (great white shark)
Lineage: Eukaryota; Metazoa; Chordata; Chondrichthyes; Lamniformes; Lamnidae
Product: nuclear receptor ROR-alpha A
Exons: 10
Coding region: 105-1502 (465 amino acids)
Biological process (GO): regulation of transcription by RNA polymerase II
Cellular component (GO): nucleus
Molecular function (GO): RNA polymerase II cis-regulatory region sequence-specific DNA binding; nuclear receptor activity; zinc ion binding
Source: RefSeq, a predicted model, not a curated record
UUUUCAGAUGGCUGGUGUUGUCAGGCAAUGCUGCAGACCACAGCUGUUAAAUAGGCAAAGGAAGACUCAAGCAUAAACUAAAUCCUGGACCAGGCAGCCAUCAAAUGAUGUAUUUUUUAUGUUCAGCUAUGAAAGCUCAAAUUGAAAUUAUUCCAUGCAAGAUCUGUGGAGAUAAAUCAUCAGGAAUCCAUUAUGGUGUCAUAACUUGUGAAGGCUGCAAGGGGUUCUUUAGGAGAAGCCAGCAGAGCAAUGCCACGUACUCAUGCCCUCGGCAAAAGAACUGCCUGAUUGACCGAACAAGCCGGAAUCGGUGCCAGCACUGCCGGUUACAGAAGUGUUUGACGGUGGGAAUGUCACGAGACGCUGUCAAGUUUGGUCGGAUGUCCAAGAAACAGAGGGACAGUCUGUAUGCUGAGGUACAAAAGCAUCGCCUGCAGCAGCAACAGCGAGAUCACCAGCAGCAACCUGGUGAAGCAGAGCCCCUGACUCCAACGUACAAUGGGCUCACAGAACUGAACAGUGACCUCAGCAACCUCUACAUGGACGGGAACACACCAGAAGUGGGCAAAGCCGAGUCAGGAAUGAACAACUUCUAUUUGGACAUUCAGCCUUCCCCGGACCAGUCCGGUCUAGACAUCAAUGGUAUUAAACAAGAACCCAUAUGUGAAUACGCAGCAGUGCCAGAUUUCUUUCCUUACUGCUCCUUCACAAGCGGUGAAAGCUCUCCCACUGUCUCGAUGACAGAAUUAGAGCACCUUGCACAGAACAUUUCCAAGUCCCACCUUGAGACCUGCCAAUACUUGUGGGAGGAGCUGCAGCAGAUCACAUGGCAAGCCUACGUACAAGAGGAAGUGGAGAUUUACCAGAAUAAGCCCCGAGAGGUGAUGUGGCAGCUCUGUGCACUCAAAAUAACUGAAGCGAUCCAGUAUGUGGUGGAGUUUGCAAAACGGAUUGACGGGUUCAUGGAACUGUGUCAAAACGAUCAGAUCGUACUCCUCAAAGCAGGUUCUUUAGAAGUUGUAUUUGUCCGAAUGUGUCGAGCCUUCGACCCACAGAAUAAUACGGUUUAUUUUGACGGGAAGUAUGCUGGUCCAGAUAUCUUCAAAUCAUUAGGUUGUGAUGACUUGAUCAACUCCAUCUUUGAAUUUGGUAAAAGUAUGUGCGCAUUGCACCUAGUGGAGGAUGAGAUUGCCUUGUUUUCUGCAUAUGUGCUGAUUUCUGCAGAUCGUCUUUGGCUUCAGGAGAAAAUAAAAGUUGAGAAACUGCAACAGCGAAUCCAACUAACACUUCAGCAUAUUUUACAGAAACACCACAGAGAGGAUGGCAUUCUGACAAAGCUCUUAUCUAAAGUCUCCACGUUACGAACACUGUGUAAUCGACAUAUUGAGAAGCUGUCUUCAUUCAAAGCAAUACACCUGGACAUUGUGCGGGUCCACUUCCCUCCGUUAUAUAAGGAGCUGUUCAGCUCCGAGUUUGAGCAGAUGAUGCCAACAGAUAGUUAAACAUUGUCACCAGAGAAGAUCAGACCUUGGAAGUACCUGCAUCAAGUUAUUGAAGAUACUUUACAUUUUUCUGUUGCUGCACUGCAGUUGCUGUGCACAGCCCAAGAGAUUAAAGAGGCGACAUA